This is a messenger RNA of Dermatophagoides pteronyssinus (European house dust mite), 11399 nucleotides long. It is a transcript of the gene ash1, whose product is annotated as histone-lysine N-methyltransferase ash1. Gene Ontology annotation, molecular function: histone H3K4 methyltransferase activity; chromatin binding; protein binding. Gene Ontology annotation, cellular component: nucleoplasm; nucleus. Gene Ontology annotation, biological process: regulation of DNA-templated transcription. Lineage: Eukaryota; Metazoa; Arthropoda; Arachnida; Sarcoptiformes; Pyroglyphidae. The record is from RefSeq and is a predicted model, not a curated record.
UUUUUCUCUAAUUGAUUCAAAGCCAAUUUUUAUUUGGCUGAUAGAUUUUUUUCUGCCUUUUUUCAUAUUCACACUACCUGAUCAAUCGUAUUCAAUAAAUGAUUAUGCAAUUUAAAUGAUGAAUGAAUUUUAAGAUUUAGGAGUGAAACAAAUUUGAUCCAAAUAUUUUAUCAACGUUUUUAUUAUAAAACAAGUGCAAUGUCAACAUUAUUAACUACGGAAAAAGAUAACUCUCAACAACAACAACAGCAAAUCCUGGUGUCUACAAACGAUUCGAAUCCUAAGGCAACAUUGUCAACGAAUUUGAUCAAUAUUGCAAAAACAACUUUGGCCGCUGUUGAAGCCAAUAAUCAACAACAAUAUAAACAUGAUAAUCAUUCUAUGGAUGAUCGGUCAUUUUUAUCCAUCGAUGAUCAACAACAAUUUUCAACUACGAAAAAGAAAUGUGAUACAUCAAACAAUUCAUUAUCGAAAAAUGAUUCGAAUCAAGAAAAGAAGCAUUCACCGAAAAAAAGAAAAAAAGAAACAAGAAAAGCUGAAAGAAUUUCCAAAUCAAAAUCAUCAAAUACUAAAGAUUCUGUAAUUUCGGAAUGUAAUAUCGUAUCAUCCAUACCAGGAAAAAGUGAGAGUAGUGCUACAUCGAACUAUCAUUAUCCUUAUCAUCAUCAUCAUCAUCAUCGCAGACAUCAUCAUCAAACAGUCGUACAGAAAACGGAAAAGGUGAUUAUUGAAACUCGCAAAUUGAGUGUUGUCGAAUCGACGGUGCAAUGUACAACGACGACUACUUCCCCUAGCCAUCAUCAUCAUGGCCGUCAUCGUCGAAAUCAUCACAAACAGCACCAGCAUCAUCAACACCAUAAUCCUUUGGCUAAUCUUCAUCGAAAACACCGUCGCCAUCAUAAACAUCAUGGUCGUCAUCUUCGUAAAUCCAAAUCUUUAUCAUCAAAAACAAAUGUACUUACAACGACGACAAGUACAUCAUCAUCAUCUGAUUUAAAAUGCCAUUUAAAAUCACUUUCGAUGCCGAUCUCACAAACAUUAUUAAACAAUGAAAAUAUUGAUCUAUCCAGCCAACAUGAAACCGGACAACAACAACAACAAAUUCAGAGCUUAAAAUUGUCAUCAUCAUCAUCAUCAUCUUCGUCGAAAAAAUCUCAUAAGAAAAAACAUUCUAGUCAAAAAAAACAACUUCAGAAUUUAAAUAUAUCCGGCAACGAAAUCACUCAAGGAACAAAAGCAGCAACUUCCAUUGAAACGAUAGAUAAUCGAGAAUCAAGCGGGUUUUUUGAACAGCCAGCCAACUGUGAUUCCUCAUCAUCAUCAUCGUCAUCAUCAUCUUCCUCAUCGUGUUCAUCGUCACCUAGUUCAUCAUCGACACAUUCCAAUGGAUCAUCAUCAUCAUCUUCGUCGUCCACAUCUUCGUCAUCAUCAUCAUCAUCAUGUUCUUCCGACAAUUCAGACAAUGAUGCUAAUGAUACGAAUCCUAAUGCAAUAAAUGCAAAGCGUCCAGUUAAACUAAAAUACUGUAAUCAUCAUCAUAAGAAAAAGAAGAAGAAAAAAACAAAAUCAUGUUCCGGUUCACAAUCGCCAUUAUCAUCAUCAAGAUCUAAAUCAUCAAAGUGUUCCACAUCAAGAAAUUCUUCUCGAUCAACAUCAUCUUCUGGAUCAUCAUCAUGCGAAGAAUCAGGAGAUGAAGAAUCCAAAUCCUCUAGUUCAUCGUCCUCAUCAACAGCAACAUCGUGCAGUUCUCGAUCCGAUUCAAGAUCAAAUUCAUCAUGUAUUGAAGAUGUAUUGACAAAAAUUUCUGUCGGAGGCAUAAAAUUGGAUAAUGAAAUUUCUGAAUCUUUGGUGGAAAAACAACAACAACAAACAACAAGUAAAACGACAAUUACAAUGAGCCAACAACAACAACAGCAACAACAUUCAUCCCUGUUUUCGGUUGAUACCAUUUUGCAACAAGAACAGCAGCAACAACAACAGAUAAAAACUACGAUGAAAACAACUUCUGAAUCAUCUUCAAGUUAUCAAUUUCAGUCCACGAUUCAACAAUCAGAGACAACAACCAAUGCUCAACAAUUGACAAAAGUAGAUAGUUGCUUAUCAUCAUCUUCAUCAUUAUCGAAUCCACCGGAUUCAAUGGUCGAAUCACCCAUUUCAGUGGAUAGCCAAAAAUAUGAUAAAUCAGCAACAUCAACGGCCACAACAACAACUAUGGUCAAAAAACGUGAUCCAGCUGAAGAACGACAAAGGCUACGCAGUUAUCGAAUCGCUCAUCAUCAACAAUCACAGAAUCCAAUAUUAUCAUCACAAAAACCUACAUCAAUAUGUGCUGUUUCAUGUUCGAUUUCGACAUUGACGACAUCAACUGUUUCAAGUUCUACAUCGGUAAAUGCUACUUCGGGUAUUAAAACAUCGUCUUCUGCGUCGAUAUCAUCAUCGUCAACGAAAAACUUAAUUCAAAAUGCCAGCAGUAAUCGUACGAUUUCGAAAUCCAUUAGCACCAAUAAAACAACAAUGAUGGCUGCCGAUAGUACCAGUAGCGAAACAUCUACAACAAUAAUGACCACUAAUAAUAAAAAAGAUCAAAUUCAACGAACUGUGGUCAACAAAAUUGUUCAACAACAACAACAUCAACAACAGACUGUUCAUCAUCAUCAAAAUUUGUUCCAUUCGACAAAUUUAUCAAAAUUAUCUUCCACGAAUAUUCUAUCAUCAUCAUCGACAACAGCCAAUACCAAUAAGUUUGUUCAGGUUACAUCACAAGCUGUAGCAGCAGCUGCUGCUAAUGCUGGCACUAAUUUUCUUAAUCCAUCUUUUUUUGUUCCUGGAUCUACGCCCACUUUUUCCACUGGAUUUCAUUCUGCAGCCAAUUUUCCAACAUUUCAUUCAGCAUUCAUGCCCACAAUUUUCAAUCAACAGCUUUCAUUGAACAAUGUUCAGUUUCCGGGCACUUCAACUGGUAAUAAAACGACCAACUCAACUAAUCAAUUAAUACCGACACGACAGAAUCCAUUUUUUCCAGUUCCAACUAAUCAUUCGCAACAACAAUCUCAAUUGACUAUAUUCACAUCUCCACCAUUACCGACCGGAUCAGCUUCUGCAGCUUUAUCACCUUUUUCUUUUCAAAGUGCAAUGCAACAUUCGACAUUAUUGCCAACUACUGCACAAUUUUCACCAUCAUCUUCAGCUACAUCAGCAACAACAGCAACUCCAUUACUAAUGCCAAAAUCUGCAUUGAAUUUCCCAUCUGCAACAAAUUUAACGUUUCCUGGUACUGAUCCAAAUUCUGCUGCUGCUGCUGCACAUUCUCUAAUGAUGUUCGGCCUUGCUUCAGCAAAAUCAACCACUGGUAAUAGUUCAUCAUUGUCCACUGCAUCAUCAAACACAAUAACGACAACAUCGCCUCCAUUUAUCUUACCUCGAAUCGUUCAAACAACUUCCUCAACUCAUAAUCUGACAGCUAAUGCAAAUACGACAGCUACAAUAGUAGCGAAAAGUUUAUCACAACAUAGUAACAAAUCGAAUAAAGAUAGAUUGAAUGCAAAACAAGUGGCCAAUUUAUCUCCUUCAAUACAUGAUGUAUCAAGGACAAAUUUCGGAACCGGACCUUCCAUAACGAUCUUACCAAAUACCGCAUCACCAAAUACACAUCCAUAUCAAGCAGCUCAUCAUCCACAUUCAGCUACGAAUCAACAACAUUCACCAUUAUCGACAUUAAUAUCACCACAAACAUUGCUGCUAUUACAAUCACCAUUAUCAACAGCGACCACCUCAUUUUCAACUAAACAAGUCGCUCAUUAUGUUUCGUCAUCUGCCUCGGUGAUCACUUCGAAUUCAAGCAAAUCGCUGACACCAAUUAAACCGGCAACAACAACAAUUAAUAUCGUAGGUACGACAGCUAUGAAUACUAUCAUGUCCACGCCAUCAAUUUCGACACCUGCCUUAACUAAAGCAGCUAUCAAACCAUUGGCAACUAAUACAAAUAGCGUAAUUUUAACUCCCAAUUCCGCUUUGCAUCAGCAUUUGCCAUAUACCUUAUUUUCACAACCAUCACCAGGUUUGAUGCAGCCUAUUUCUAUUCAAGCACCUCCUGCUCCAGCACCAUCUUCAGUUUUUGGAACACCAUUAUUAUUAUCAGUGAUUUCACCGACCGGUCGUAGUGGCCCGCAACAUCAUUCACAUCAACAAUCACAUCGAUCCAAUCUUUCAAGUCCUGUGAUAAUUGCCAAUGCUCCUGCAACAGCAACAACAACGUUAAUCGCUAAGAAUUCGGAUUCAAAAACACCAAAUCAUAUAAAAUCACGACAAUCUGAAUUGAAAAAUAUACAGCCCAAAGUUGAAAAAUCAACACCCAAAACAAUUCAACUUCCUGUUAAGCUUCCAGAAUCAAAGAAAUCACCAUCAAUCAAGUGCAAUAUACCAACAACAACAACAACAUUAAAUGAAAUUGUCUCCAAUACAUUAACGACUACAAUGACAACGAUGACUACCAUUCCUUCUCAAUCUUCGUACUCAGUUAAAUCUAUGAAUUCUACAAUUGAACAAUCUAUAAAUAAACAGCAACAAUCAUCAACACAAUCACAACCAGAUAUUAUGAUAAUGAAAUCACCACAAUCAGAAGAAUUUGAAAGUUUAGUUCGUUCGGUGAAAGAUACAAUUGAUUCCUUCAAUGCUGCCAGCUCUGGUUUAAGUGAUGUUGAUGAUAAUGAACAUCAGCAACAUCACUCUCCAAAACAAUUAAAACAAACAAAACAAGAACCAUUACCAACACUUCCAAAAGUGUUGAAACAACAAACCGGUGAUAACUUAUUGAAACCAUCAUCAGAUUUGCUUGUUUUUCCAAUUUCAACUACGAAACCGACACAAUUGCAUAAUAUUAAAAAUAUUCAAAAAGAAAUGGAUAAUAAACCAUCAUUACCAUCCAAAUCAUUGCCGUUAGAUGAUGGCCAAUCUGUAUGCAAUGAUAAAAUUGUUUCAGAUUUGGAGAAAAAGAACAAAAAAGAAAUGCCAAUCAUACAUAAUGUGAAUAAAACUUCGUCCAAGAAGAAAAAACAUCGUAAAGAAAAAAUACGAUCAAAAUCCCUUUCAUCGGAUAAUAAGAAACAUAAAUCGAAACAAAAUAAAAAACGAAGUUCAUCAUCAAACAAUAAUAAUAAAAAAGGAUUUCCCGCAUUAUCAGGCAUGGAUGGUAAAUAUUCAUCAUCAUCAUGUUUGGAAUCAUUUGAUCCGGCUUUGAUGAAUAAAAUUGUUCGUUUGCUUGAAUGUUUACAUAUAACUACAAACGGUCCAAAUAUUGAUCGUCAUGCAUUGCCUCCAUUAUUUCGACAACGUUCAUUCACGAAAACAUCAGGAAAAAUAUCUAAAUCUAGUCGAUUAUUUGGUUCACAACGACGAUCAUUUACAACAUUAGCAACGAUUUCAGCCACAUCCAACAUUCACAGCAUCGCCAUAGGCAACAAAAAUAUGAACAACAAUUGUCUGAAUAUUAAUGAUAAAAAUUCAUCUGAUAGUCAACGAUUAUUGCCGCUAAAGAAACGACAACAUCGACCUGAUGAACAAGAGCCGUCUUCAUGUUCAUCAUCAAAUUCGGAAACAUCAAAUAAUAAAAAUAAAACAUCAAAUAAUGAUAAUUUAAAAUCACCGAAUCAAUCACCAACAUCUUCCGUUACUGGUAAACAGAGAAAUAAAUCUAAAAGUAAAACACAAAAUUCAUCAUCAGAAUCGAUUCCAUCUGUUGAUUUAGUAUCAUCGCCAUCCACAAUGACAAUUACUACGAAUAAAAGUGUAAAAUCGGUUGGUUGUGGUCAUCCUCGGCCUUCUCCUUCUUCAAUAUUCCCUUUGCUAUCAUCAUCAGUUAUUAUUCAUGGAUCUAAUAUUCAUAAAAUAUCCGAAGAAUCAGUGCCGCCAUCGAACGUUCCAAAUACGAACAAAGAUAAUGUAGCAGCCGAAAAUGGUAGUAGCAGUUAUAAAAAGAAUAGACAACAGCAACGAGAAUCUUCUGCUUUGAUACCACCACCACUAAAUCCUAUAACAACAACACCACUACAAUCGUCCAUAGAUUUGGAAGGGAAAUUGUCGAAAAGACAUGCUGAUCCAAAUACAGCUACAGUAUCUGAUACUGUGUCAACUUCUAGCCGUAGAAGUGGUACAAAUACUAAGACGAUGAUGCUUGAGACGAGUCGAUCAAAUGUAUCGAACAAAAAGACGAUUGUAUCGAGUAGCCCAGCAAAACUGCAAGCACUAUCUUCAACAUCAACAAUAGCAACAGCAUCAUCAUCGUCAUCGUCGACGGAACAAAAAACCGCCGAAUCUCUCGUUGAUUUAUUGUCGAAUCGACAACAACCAAUAGAAACCGGUCGUAUUGUAGGUGUCCAGAAACGAACAAAAAUUCUACCUAUCAAAAAUAACACUGCCAUUUGUCGUAAUUUUCCAGAACAACAACCAGUAUCAUCAAGUGAUAAUGUUGAUUGUAGGAAAAAUAAUCAUUCGAAUAAAUGUGACUCAAGAAAUGCUGAUAGUUUAACAGGAUCACCGUCCAAAGUGACCGAUGUCGAUUUAGAUGAAGCCGAUGCUGAUGACGAAUUCGAUGAUACAGAUGACGAAGACGAAAAUAAAAAGACAACAAUCAAUGAUGAUUAUCGAUCGAAUGUUGAUAAGAGGAAAAAAAAGUGUGAAACAAAACGAAAACAAUUGCAUACAAAAAUUGUCAAACAGAAUUUAUUGAAGCACGAUAAACAAGAUAAAAACAUUAACAUCAAAUCUGAAGAAAAUUUAUUUUCUACGAAAAACCAAGAUCUCAAUAAUUCUAGUGUAAAUAUGUCAUGCCAAUCUAGUAAUGUUGGUGGUAAUCGUGCAGCAAAAUCAAGUGGCACAACUAAUGAAACAGCCAUAAAGUCUAAAUCCUCGAUGAACAAAAAAUCGAGUUCAAGUGAUAAAAAUACUGAAAAGGCUCAAACGUUUACCGUCGUAAGUACAAAGAAAAAUAACUCAAAAACUGAUGAAGCUCCAAAAAAAAGUACAAAUAAUGAUAACAAUAAAAAGAAACGACGACGUGUUUUCAACAAAACUGGAUUCACAAAACCAAGGAAACGUAACAAAACUGUUGCAAAUAAAAACAAAAAUCAAAGUUCUAUGAAUUUGAUUGAUUCGGCAGCUGAUCAAGUUAUUAAUGAUGAAACCAAGAAAAAUGUUUUAAAAUCAACGAAUAAGAAAUCAACGAAUCAAAAUAAAAACAAGAAAAAAUCGACAAAAAUUUUGAGUGAAUCCGAAACAUCGUCAUGGUCGUCAUCCGAAAGUGAUGCUAGUAAAUCUAAAAAGAAAUCGAAUAAAAACCAGAAAGUGACCAACUUUUCAGAUUCGGAUUGCACAAGUUAUUCAUUUCAAACCGGACAAUCAACUACAGCAUCAUCAUCUACAUCCAGCCACGAAGAAGAUGAUCCAGAUUAUCCUAUAUAUAUGGUUACUGCUCCUUCCAAUAAACAGAAUAAUCGACAUAAAAAAGUUUAUCCCAUCAAAUCAAAUCCAUUCAUUCGGCCGAUUCCAUCAAAAAAAUAUUAUCAAGCUGGACUUUAUUCUGAAGAAUUCAUUCAAUUACAUUCCGAUGAAUAUUUUGCUUCAAAAACUAAACGAGAUAAUACGACAGAUAAUGAAGAUAAAUCUUGUUCAAAUGUUCUAGUCAAGCACGAUGAUAAUUCCAAGACUACAUCAACGUCCGGAAGUGAUGAUAUUAAUAACAAAAAUGAAGUGCAGACAUCAGUGAAUAACAAAACGUUGCAGCCAAUAUUACCAUUUCCUCCGCUUUGUUUGCCAUCAUUUGAAACAGUUCAAUCUCCUUUGGUAAAAGAUGAAGAAAUCAAUAAUACAAAAUCUAUACAAAAUGCAAUGGUUCACAAAAAUAAAAUUGAUAAUUCAAUCAUCAAAAAAAAUCUCCCACAAGAUCCAAGUUUUCGACAAGAUUUUCAUCUCAGUUUCGAUAUCUGGUAUCAAUAUAAAUACAAUCCAUUUCCACUGUUGAUGAGUUCUGCCAAUUAUCGUCGUGUACGUCAAAAUGUUUUUGUCGAUGUCAAACCUGUAGCCACUGAUUCUCAACAAUCAUGUAAUUGUACGAUGCCAAGAAGUCCCAAUGAAACAGCAUGCGGUACAGAUUGUAUCAAUCGUAUGAUGUAUCAGGAAUGUUGGCCACAAACUUGUCCGGCGAAAGAUCGAUGUUCAAAUCAACGAAUACAACGUCAUCAUUGGAGUCCUGGAUUAGAACGAUUCAUGACCAGGCAUCGUGGUUGGGGAAUCCGAACAACGGAAAAUAUUCACAAAGGAGAAUUUAUUCUUGAAUAUAUCGGAGAAAUCGUUAGCGACCGAUUGUUUUUAAAACGUAUGAAUGAACGUUACAAUAAUGAUCAACAUCAUUACUGUCUGAAAAUUGAGCCUGGUGUUGUUAUCGAUGGUUAUCGUGUUGGUAAUGAAGGUCGUUUUGUCAAUCAUUCAUGUGAACCAAAUUGUGAGAUGCAGAAAUGGGCCGUUAAUGGAUAUUAUCGAAUUUGUAUGUUUGCUUUACGAGACAUUGAACCAAUGGAAGAACUAUUUUAUGAUUAUAAUUUUCAUAAUUUUAACGUCGAAACCAAGCAAAUAUGCCAUUGUGGUUCAAAUAAAUGUCGUGGUUUCAUCAAUGGAAAAAAUUCACUAAAUCCAAAAUUAAACAGCAAUGAAACAGGCUUGAGUCAAAUGGAUGUCAAUGUUCCAACUGAAGGACAGACAAUUGUUGCGGAAGAAAUAAAACCAUUAAUUGAAUUCCCUUAUGCCUUUCUUAAACCUUAUGCUCGUUUGCCGCCCAAUGAUCCACUUGGACGAAGUUUUGUAUUUGUUCGUCGUGCAACCAAAAAGAUCAAAGUGCCUGUAAGUCUUAUCAAAACUGGUAAAACUCAUAAAAAGCAAGACACUUCACAACAGGAUAAUUUGGUCGAAAUUUCCUAUGAUCCAAUCAUGUUGAAACGAAAAAUGGAGCCUCUUAGUUAUACAAAAAAACAGAAAAUACUCAAGGAUUUGUUGUUUAUGCGAAGAAAUUUCGAAAAAACGAGGCGAUUUUAUUUGGCCCUGCAAAACUUUCUAGAUAAUCAAGACAAUGAUCAUAAAAAUUUAUAUCGAAUCCGUUAUACAAGUGAAAAUGGAAACGGCUCCGAUUCGGAAUCUUCAACUAGUCGUCUAUUAUCAAGUAAUUGUUCAAUUAAAACUCGUGGCAUUUCACGUGUCGACAAUGAUCCAAACUCAAAAAUCUUGAAACUAACCCAGAUUUAUUCGAAUAUUUGUCGUGAAAUCGGUUUAUUCAUAUUGAAUAAAGUGUAUACUGUCAUUUUCACAGUUGACCAUUAUAAUACGAAUGGCAUCCAAAAAAAUGGUGGCGAAAAUUUUGUGAAUAAUGACAGAAAUCAUGGUGCUGUAAAACGAAAACGAAACAAAAUAAAUGGAUAUGAGAAUGCUAUUGAUAACAGUUUAAUCAGCUUUACUCCACUUAUUGACCAAAUUCGUGCUGGAAAAUUGAUAAAUUUCGAUUCAUUUGAACGGACUAUAAUUUCACAUAUUAAAGAACAGUUUCGAGAAUUGCGUUUGGACAUAACCAAUGGAAAUACCAAAUUGAAAAAACUUAAAUUAACUAGAAAUGGAUUCGAAAAAACCAAUGGAAAAACAUUAAAAUCAGCAUCUGAUUUGAUGAGUACUAUUGAUGAUGAUUUUGAAUCUGUUCGAAUCGACUGCGAUGAAAUUGAUUCAAUGGAACGUGAUGCAUACCAAUUGUUGUCGAAUAAGCUGAAGGAAAAACAAUCGAUCAUAAAAGACAUUGUCGAAAUAGAGAAUAAUUCGAGUAAUGACAAUGAUUCGACACUUUCAAAUUGCAUCAAAAAUAUUUUUGGUGAAAAAUUCAAAGAAACUAGAUUGUCCGAAGAAAAUCAAAAAAGAAUGAAAGAAUUCAUUGAAAUAUUGGUAUCAAAUGAUCCGAUUCAAGUAUCUGAACACUUUUUUCUCCCACGAAUUGUUGAAUCGUUUAUUCCUAAAAAGAAAAAGAAUGAAAAUGAUGGAAAUUCCGAAACCACUAGUGAUUCAAUAAUUCAAAAUGUACAAUUUAAAGAAAAGAAUACUGAAGAAGUGAUUCGUUGUAUAUGUGGAAUUCUUCGAGAAGAAGGUCAAAUGAUUCAAUGUGACAAGUGUGAGAUUUGGCAGCAUUUUGAUUGUGUUCAACAAUUUUCUCGGGUCAACUUGAGCGAACAUGAAUACGUUUGUGAAGUUUGUCAGCCUAGACCAGUGCCAAAGGAUAUACCAUUGCCCAAUAAUUUUCCCAAUUUCGAUAUGCCAUUUCCAAUAAAAUAUUAUCUAACAUUGGAAUCUCCAGUAGAAAAAGGUCUUCGAAUUCGACUUGGCGAUUGUGUUUAUAUAUAUCGUCAAUCACCGAAUCCGAUGACAUCGAAACAAUUAUCCGGAAAAAAGAAUGCUGAACAACAAAUAGAUGGUGAUCAUUUUAUUGAAACAAUUAAGACAGCAGCUGACAAUGCGAUCAAAACGCGAUCGCAUCCAUUUGAACAGCGUCAAUGCAUUAUUAUUCGUGUUCAACAUUUGGCCAUCAUUGAAAGUACUGGACAACGAAUUUUAUUUGGACAUCAUUACAUUUGGCCUUCGGAAACUUAUCAUGAACCAACACGUAAAUUUUAUCCAAACGAAUUGCUACGAUCUCCUCUUUGUGAAUGGGCUGCGAUGGAAGAAGUGCGAAAAACCUGUAUAGUGUUAGAUCCUUCAACCUAUGCAAAAGGCCGACCAAUUGGAUAUGACCCAGACGAUGUGUUCAUUUGUGAAAUGCGUGUUGAUCGUGGUGCUAAAUCAUUUAGUCGAAUUCCAAAAUCAGCACAUUUUCCAGUCAAUACUAAGAGCUAUGCCUUCGAAUUGUAUCCCGAAAAAUUGAAAAUCAAAAGAACUUAUUCGCCACACCAAGUCCCAGAAUCAGCUCCAAAGAAAACAAAAUCCAAUCGAAAAGAUAAUCAUAGCAAUAAGUUUGACGAUAAUAUCGACCAGGAUGACAAUACUCGUUCAUCGAUAACUUCAGCCAUUAUAAAGGUUCCUGAAAUUGACGAAAAAACUAAAAAAUAUAAAAUGAUUCGAUUAUGGAAAUUGACCAACAAACUCAACAAAAGAGCAUAUUAUCAAGAACUAUUGAAAGAACAACAAAAACUAGGAACGGAUUUAUAAAAUAUUUGAAAAUGAAUGAGCCAUAUGAUCACAUUUGCAAAUCAACAAUUGUAGAUAAUCAACUGCAUUAUAACCUCAUUAAUUUUGUUGCCUCAUAUCGACUUGAUUCUUUCAUUUUUGCUUCAUCUUCUUUUAAGAAAUCAAUCAUAAGUAAAUACGACGGAUCAGUAUUUUCA